AUGAAUAUGGACCUUGAUCAUGAAUAUUCCUUCAAACCCAAUUUUGAAAAGCUCCUCGGAGGUUCUCAACCACACACCAAUACCGAGGCUCCUCCCCAGCCUCAACAACCACACUGUAAUGACAGCAACCAGAAUGAUGUUCGAUAUUUUCCAACCAUUAGCAUUGUUCGUACGAACAGCACAAAUGAAGAGCCCAAGUCCGAAAAUAGAUCCAUUUCCUAUAACAACUACCAACCCUCUCAGGCUCUCAAUCAAUUGCCAAGUCAACUUCAAGGGGCACCCUCUGAUGGAGGCGCCAUGCAUGUCGACGUGCAACACUACGACGGUUCAAAUUUCACCAACUCUUCUUCUAUGGACCAAAACCAGUCCCAACUUCUAACCCUCAGUAAGGUCAACCCUAUCCUUGGUCAAGACCAACAACUAGGACAACAACAACUACUACAACAACAACUACUACUACUAGGACCACAACAACAACAAAUCCUUCAACAACAACUACGCCAACAACAAGAUCAACUGCUUCAAAAACAAAAUGUUCAAUAUCAAAAAUUACUAGAUCAACAAAUAGAACUACAAAAUCAACUUAUAAAAUCGCAAUCAGAACAACAAGAACAACUACAAAAAUUACUAGAUCAACAAAAGGAACAAUUAAAUUCUCAACAAGAAAAAGAACGAGGACAACUACUCACAAAGCAAUCUCAACUUUCAUUUGUGUAUCCACCAGUUGCUUUCCUUUCCCAACAAUUACUUGACCUUCUUUGUGUUGACGCCAAGCCAUUGCAAGAAAAACCCUUAGAGUGGGUACGUGGAGCAAGUACAGGGGUUCCAAGUGGAAGUGUCACAAAUCAUUUCAAAGUUCGUGCUAGUAAAUUGUUCAAGUUUAGCGAUGUGACACUCAUGGCAAAGUUUGUUGUUGAAAACGAGGAUUUCAUACUCAAGUACCAAAUUACCAAUGUCGACGAUGUUGGAAAUGCCGAACUUGCCUUUACAAUCUUUCUAAAGUCCAAUUCAAAGUCAAAGUCCAAUUCAAAGUCAAAGUCCAAUUCAAAGUCUGACGACGGAUCAUUAUCAACAUCGUCAUCAAUAUCAGAAGGCAUCCCUAUUGAGAUUGAAGUUAUGGCUCACAAUCGUGGUAUAUCCAUUCCAGGAUAUACCGAAAGGAUUACAAUCAAAAUGUACAGCGGCACCAAGGCCCUCCCUCCAUCCAAGAUCCUCAUGGUCGAACCUGUGCCUAUCAAUGAUAAAAUUAAAGGAUUGGACCCCAACCAAUUUCAGGUUCAGAUUAAAUUGGGCCGAUUAUUAUAUGGACCUGCUACCAUAUUCCUCCUUGGCUCUAGAAAAACCAAGGAAAGUUCCACACAGCUCCUUGGCGCUAUGGGUGGACCAGAUGGCACCAAUAAGAACAUUGUCUUACACGAGCCAAAGUUUUCAGUCCAUCUCUCUCUAACUGAAGAACUACUCAAGGAAUCUCCAAAUUGGGUGACUGGCUAUCUUAAAAAAAAGGAAGAAAAAAAGGAAGAAAAAAAGGAAGAAAAAAAGGAAGAAAAAAAGGAAGAAAAAAGGAAGAGGAAGAAAAAGAGGAUGGAAAAAAGGUUGGAAAAAAGUGUAGCUGCACCUAGUCUUACAAUUGGUUCCAUUGUUAAUAACAAUGAUCCAAAUUGGAUUUUGUCGUGGUGCGAAGAUCUAUUCCCAACCUCUUUCACCGAUCUAUCUGCUUGGCCAGGCGUUAAUGAUGGGCAAGGAGAUAAUGUGCCCACUACUACUACUACUAGUACUACUAGCACUACUACUACUAGUACUAGUACUACUAGCACAGGAGAAACUAAAAGAAAGGGCAUGCCUACCACUACCUAUCGCCAGUCACACCAAUACAAUGAAACCAAUUUCAAGACCUAA
Cavenderia fasciculata is the source of this 1896-nucleotide messenger RNA. RefSeq lists its product as uncharacterized. NCBI's taxonomy places the organism in Eukaryota, Evosea, Eumycetozoa, Acytosteliales, Cavenderiaceae. The transcript has 2 exons. The coding region runs from base 1 to 1896 and encodes 631 amino acids. The record is from RefSeq and is a predicted model, not a curated record.